CAUUGGUCUGUUUCACAUGUGAGCUGAUGUGCCGGGUUAGGGUGUUUUUUGAUUUCGUAACCCAACACCGUGUAGCAUUCGUGUUGUAAUACUGUUGUUUAUGUUAGCUCGUCUCCACGGGUGGCAUUAGGAGCUGUUUUAGAGGACAACUAGCCGCGUUCAAACACGGCGGAAACUGAUCUUGAAGUAGCUAGCUAGCGUUACAUCCAUACCUGGCUAACAGAGGCUAACGUUAGCUAACCGCUCAAUCGAUAUAGGUUAUUAGCAUUAUCGUUACGAUGGGUGAGGAAAUCAACGAAACCCUCAAUAAGCAAUGCAGUGAACCCGCCAGUGCCACCAAUGUUGAGGAGAACGGCGAAACGGUGGAAGGCGGUGUAAAAUAUUACACAUUAGAAGAAGUAAGAGUACAUAAUAUGAGCCACGACACAUGGCUCAUCAUCCACGAUAAAGUAUACGACAUCACAACUUUCCUCGAAGAGCAUCCCGGAGGUGAGGAGGUGUUGCUGGAGCAGGCAGGCGCCGAUGCCACAGAGAGCUUUGAGGAUGUGGGUCAUUCUACAGAUGCCAGGGAGAUGCUCCAGCAGUACUUCAUUGGGGAACUUCACAUGGAUGACAGAAGAAGACUGGCAGAGGAGGCACAGGACACAAAUUCAGGAGAGUCCAGUUCCUGGACCAUGUGGUUGAUACCUGCCAUUGCUGCAAUUGUUGUUGGUGUCAUGUAUCGCUACUACAUGUUCGAACACAAGUCUUCUUGAGUGCUGGCAUCCUCUUUUCAUCUCAUUGUUUUCAUCUGGAGGCCUCGAAAUGUUUGACCAAAACCUCCUUACACUGAACACACACAAUUAGGAGUGUGUGCAUCCUUUGCAACUAGAAAAGGAGGGGAACAGUUUGAUAAAAGUACUUUUGUCCAUCUACAUAGAUUGCACCAAAUAGACAAUUGGGCAGAAACUUCAUUAAAGUGUCUGCCUUCAGUUGCGUUGUACUUCAUCGUCACUAUGCCUGUUGUCAUUCAUGUUAAACCCUGUCUUUAACUUAAACUUUCAUAUGCAUUUGACCCAGUUUGUUUCUCUGUAUGCUCAUUAACCGUUUGCCUGCUCAGAGAAAGGUUUUGUUAACAGCCUGGUAUACAUUCACCAUCACUACUGAUAGACUAAAUGGAAACACUGAUGGAGGUGAUCGUAUGCAGAAUGGUGUUUUAAUCAGGGUAAUAGUUAACAAUGACCAUUCUACCGUUUACACUGAAUUAUAACUUCUAAUGCAUUUUCUUAGUUUUAAUAAAGUGAGAAAUGUUACUGCUUCCUAACUCUAAAUAGCAAUCAUGAGUUUAUUCCCUUCACUCCUUAAUGCACAGUUCUUGUGUUAGCAAUGCUAGAUUGCCCUUAUCACUUGUAAAUGCACAAUAUUUUCCAAUUAGGUAAUUGCAGUGUCAAAUCUUUGCAUCUGUUGCUUUUUAAAGAUGUGCGUUAUACUGUGUGAUUAUUUAAGGUAGGAUGUGUUCUUGCUUUUUCUACACUUCUGUUACCAGGAAUUUGUGUAAAUGUUCAAAAUACCUGGUCCAUAUAUUAAUAUAAAUUUUUGUGGUCAUAGAAUAUUUUAUUACCCAAAUGUAAUAGCUUACAGUGAAUGAAUACCCUUGAAUUAAGAAAAAUAUCUGUUAUUUGAUUGUUUUUAGAUUCGAUUGUCCCCUACUAUGCCAUUUGUUAUUUAACUGAUGCUUUUUCACAACUUUGUUUCAUUGUCAUUUAUCUAAUUUUGAUGUUUUUAAUGAAUGGUACUGGGAACUGUCACUUGAGGGUUGGAAUUGUAUUGGAUGAAGUCAGUCAGUUGUCAUUAGAGCUGUGGAUGGGUGUCUUUAAGGGCACAGUUUCACAUACAUAUUUCAUUACAGUAUGUUAGUUUUUGAAGUUCCUAGGUUUGCACUGUUUAAUAUGUUUUCAUUUAGGCAAGGUUUGCAUAGCAUUUCAAAAAUCACUCCUUUUAUUGAAUAUUCUGAAAUUACUAUUUUAUUUCAUAUUACUAUUGGAAAAAACAUUUUCCAACUACAAACAAAAGUUCAAAAUUUAUGAAUAUAACUUGCUAUUUUUACAUGUGGCUACAAUAUUUACUUGCAGAUGUCAAACGUUUGUUGGUUGAACUUCAAGAAAUAUUUACCAUCAUUUCUCAUCAUCAAAAUUAUCUUUGAAUAAAAUGACUUUCAAAGUG
Molecule: messenger RNA, 2202 nt
Organism: Dicentrarchus labrax (European seabass)
Lineage: Eukaryota; Metazoa; Chordata; Actinopteri; Moronidae
Product: cytochrome b5
Exons: 5
Coding region: 279-755 (158 amino acids)
Cellular component (GO): intracellular membrane-bounded organelle; membrane
Molecular function (GO): heme binding
Source: RefSeq, a predicted model, not a curated record